AUGGCGCCUAAAAAGACACUGAAACAGAUCUUGGACUCUGAAUAUAUCGAGGAUAGUGACGAUGACACCAACAAGGCUUUGAAUGGUGGAAAUGACAUCCUGGAAGAUGAUGAACUUGUCGAGGAUGAAGCCACUAAUAAAGAUUACUGUGUUGACUGUAAAGACAUGAAAACCGAAAUUUUGUGUAGGGAUUGUGAAGAACAGUUUUGUGUUGUUUGCUUUGAGAUGAUACACCGUACUGGACGCCGAAAGAAGCACGAGAUUGUGAAAAUCACAGCCGAAGAACACCCUCUUCCGGCCGCUGAAGAAGAGCAAAAGAGACUGCAGGAGGCUAACAAUAAUGGUGCCAAUCUUCAACCGGACAACGAAGCACCACAAUUGGCGUCAGAAUCUGUAAACUCUCUUGAUCAGAAGAUGUUGUCCAUGUUGGCGAGGCAUUCCAAAUUCAUUCCUAUGCGAUUGACACCUGAGGAAAGACAUUUAUUGCGGCUUCUAGAAGCCGCUCUCCAGGUCUCUGAGUAUACUGACCGGGUGGAUAUCAUUUCGUAUAAAUCCAAGGCCAAACGGAUUGUGGAGCAACUCAAAGAAAUGUGUUCCGUGCUGUGCGGUCUGGUCGUUGCUUCGAACUUAAAGAUAGGUAAAAAACUACUGGAAAUGAAAAACUUCAACGACUUCUCCUCUUGGUUUCAAGAUGUCUUUGAGAUUGGCAGGCGCUACAAAAUCAUGAAUCCGGAGAAAAUGAGGGACACAUACGGAAAAUUGUGUUAUAUGAUCAUGGAUUCCCGACUACCACAAAUCGAAGACCACAUGGAAUUCCAUCUUUUCAAGCCUAUCAAAACGGUUCACGAUUAUCUCAGUUCGAAACCGGACGAUGAAGGACACGCCUUGAAGAUUUUCGAAGACAAGCUUAUAUUGUAUGCCACUUCCCAGGUUUCGCCCGUCGGGAAGUCUAGACCAGAGAUCAACAGGCUCAUCAAGCAAAAAGAGAACGCUAUAGAGAAACUGGUAACAAAGUAUAGCAGCAAGUGUUACAGCAAGGAGGAUCUUCGUCAGGUUCUUUAUUCGAUUGGAGACUACAACGCCUACGUUAACAUGAAUCGUAGACCAGUGAUGAGAAUGCUUGAAAGGCUCGAAGCCUUCAAAGAUCCCACGGUUGCCUCUCAAUACUCGAUAGGCAUUCAGUAUGGCAGAAACGGUUCGCGUUUGACACACGAUCACGAUCGCCAGAUGCAAUACGUACAGCAAUCGCUGACUCUAUGGUCGUCCAUACAACGAGAGAUGAUACAUCUCUGGUACAUUGCAGAUCAAGAUCUUUACAGUCCCCAUGAGUAUAGAUUGGCCUCUACUGGCCAGGGUCUGAACCGCAUAAAGUCGUGCCCUGCCCUAUAUCGAGAAAUGCAAAACAUUCUUCGAGAGUGUCGUUCCAAAUGCACCAACUGGGUUGGAUCUUCUGUGGUACAUCUUGGAGAUGACGCCGUUCCCAACGCAUUGUUCUUCCUCGACAAAUAUACCCAGGUUCCUAACAUCUUAAUCCCGUUCGAUCAAGCUCUGAUGAAAAUUAACGAUUUGGUCCAAGGCGACGCAGCCAUUCAAGAGUACAUCGAUCAAGAAUAUGGUUCUGUUGAAGAUCUCAAGCUUGUCAUUCUACAGGACGCUUUUGCUCAUAUGUUCGAUGGCUCGGGCGCAGACAAUUUUUACAUGAGCGGUUCAUGUAUUGACGGCAGACUGACUUCAGCAUGGAAUCAUACAAACUCAAUCGCGAAAAAGAAGUACUACAAGAUCUUUUUGAUGACAGGAUUCAUCGGAUUCAAUGGUCAAGAAGGAUUCUAG
Messenger RNA from Lachancea sp. 'fantastica', 1830 nucleotides. NCBI's taxonomy places the organism in Eukaryota, Fungi, Ascomycota, Saccharomycetes, Saccharomycetales, Saccharomycetaceae. The record is from the annotation of a GenBank genome assembly.